CUCUUUUUUUUCUACAAAGACCUGUUUAUUAUCACUCGAACUUGGGAAGUAACAUGAAGCCGUUGUUUAUUUUACAACUUUUAUUUAUUUAUUUACCAAGCGAUGGCCGCACAUUUAGAUGUGACUAUGAUUACUUUAAAGAUAUCAACGGAUACAUCAAGUAUCAAGAAAUACCAGCUAAUUGGCGUGAGGCAAGACUGAGAUGUCAUUUGGAAGGUUCAAAGCUAGCGUCUCCUCUAAAUCCAGGUUUGAGGUACGCAAUGUUAAGGUAUUCAAACACUAGUGUUUGUGGAGUGUUCACGGGUCUUCAUAGUACGUUCUCUAGAGGCGACUACUUCUCCGUCGAAGGAGUUCCUCUUGCUAGGGUCCCUCAUACCUGGACGGAAGGAGAACCAAACAAUGACAAGGAUAAAGAAGGAUGCAUAGUAAUGCUUAGCGAUGGCACUUUUGCUGACGUCAAUUGUGCAGAGACCUUCCCGUACUUAUGUUAUAAGAAGGCUGCUCCGAACAUGUUUAUGUCUGAAUGCGGUACUUCGGAUACAGCUUACAAACUAGAUAGACGUACCGGUAGUUGUUACAAGUUCCACCAGUUCCCUCGUACCUGGUCUCGAGCUUACAUGACCUGUGCUGCCGAAGGUGGAUAUCUUGCAGUCAUCAACAGUGACACAGAAGCAAAGGUGUUGAGUGAAUUGUAUACAAAAAUGGGAGUUCCAAUUCCUUAUGCUGGUGAAUAUUGGACUUUAGUGGCCCAUGUUGGAGUUCACGAUUGGAACGAACAUGGAGAAUGGCUUACUAUUCAUGGUGACACCAUUAAAGACGCAGGCUAUGACAAGUUCUCUCCCGGAGAGCCCAACAACUCAAGUUCGGAAUUCUGUGGAGCGAUUUACCGAUCAGGUUUAUUCGACGACUUCUGGUGCGAACGCCGAGCGCAAUUCAUUUGUGAAAAGGACCCUGAGUUUUUGACUUGUGAUCAUGAGCAAUAAUUCUUGUGUAUGAGAUGUUUAAUAGUUGUUGUUCAUUUAGUGUUGAUCCCCAAUUGUCAGCACGGUUCAGCAGUCUCCAUACUUAGUUUUAGAUGAGAUAUCGUCAGAAUUAUUCAAGUCAAGCUUCCGUUUGCCACGAAUGUGUUACUGGUACGUGUUGGUAGUGGGGGUUCAAUCGAUCUGAUUAAGAAUUUUUUGUGUCGCGAAAAAAAAUGUGAACGUUUUUAGGUAAAAUAUAAAAAUCAUAAGCAUUUUACAUAAAUCGAAUUAUACGUUUUAUAUAUUAUAUACUAUCUCUCCAUAUCGUUUGCAUUGUUCAGGUUAAAGUGUUUGUAUGGGAGAUUCUUACGAAUAAAAAUAGUAACUACUGUACACAUUAUAAAUGAUGACCGAAUAUGAGUGAUUGUGAUGAAUAGGUAGCUGGAAUAUAUCUGAAAUUAACACUCUAGACGUUCUGGUAUUUUUAUGUUUACCGUUAAGCUGUGGGGCUGUAGAAAUAAAUAUAAUUU
Hyposmocoma kahamanoa is the source of this 1492-nucleotide messenger RNA. Its product is annotated as secretory phospholipase A2 receptor-like. The record is from RefSeq and is a predicted model, not a curated record. The transcript is spliced from 6 exons. Bases 54 to 983 code for a protein of 309 amino acids. NCBI's taxonomy places the organism in Eukaryota, Metazoa, Arthropoda, Insecta, Lepidoptera, Cosmopterigidae.